Homalodisca vitripennis (glassy-winged sharpshooter) is the source of this 636-nucleotide messenger RNA. RefSeq names its product ATP-dependent RNA helicase has1-like. The transcript is spliced from 4 exons. NCBI's taxonomy places the organism in Eukaryota, Metazoa, Arthropoda, Insecta, Hemiptera, Cicadellidae. The record is from RefSeq and is a predicted model, not a curated record. The coding region runs from base 64 to 636 and encodes 190 amino acids.
UUGGUUAAUAAGUGGAAAUUUCUAUUGUUUGUGGUAGAAGAAAGUUAUCGUAGUUUUAAAACAAUGUUGCUCCAGGAAAGAAUUUUAAUGAGAAAAAUCAGAAGUAGAGAAAAGAAGAAAUUGAAACUACUGAAGUUAAAACAGGAAUUAGCUGAAGAUGCACAUUCCUCAGACCCUGGUGUCAUUGAAUCUCCUACUGUCUGUUCAAAACAGAUUACAUCUAGUAAUGUCAAUGGAAGUAAAAGAAAAGAAAAACCAGAAGAAACGGAUGAGAAAUGUCUAGACGUGAAAAGGACAAAAAAGAAGAAGAAAUCACAGUCGGAACCAAGUGAGAAUGCUGACGGUGGAACUUCAAAUAGUACAAACAAUAAUGAAAGUAAUGAAAUAAAAGACCCAGUUGAAGCUGUUGAUAGUGAUAGACCCGUUCCUAUAAAAUUAGAAACAGGAGCACCAUUUUCAGCCUUAGAUGGUCAUGUAUGUAAGAAAACACUGAGAGCUAUAGAGGAGAUGGGUUUUACUAACAUGACUGACGUUCAGGCUAAGACGAUACCACUACAACUGGCAGGGUACGACGUUGUGGCUUCUGCUAAAGCCGGUUCUGGGAAAAACUCUAGCUUUUCUCAUACCUGCUGUUGA